UGUACAUGUGAUCUCCAGAUUUCGUUUUUCUGAUAUCUUUACACAGAUUUGUGAUUUUUCAUAACAUUUUCAUUUAGAUAAAAACAUGUUCACCAUGAAAAUCUUAUCAAUUACAUCUCGAUUGAACCGUCAAUUCAUCUCUAACAGAACAAUGCAUGUUGGUCGAUCUUUGUGUUCAGCACAAGCCGCUUCUCAAUCGGUUGUUGAUGGUAAUCAGAUAUUGUCACCUACUGAGACAAGUCCUAAAAUCAAAGCCAUUGUUGAUGAAAUUGGUAAGCUUACAUUGUUAGAAGUGGCCGAAUUGAAUGUUGCGUUAAAAGAAGUGCUCAAAAUUCCUGAUGCUCCGAUGAUGUCUUUUGCUGCCGGAGCGAUGAUGGCAGGAAUGCCCGGAGAUAAGGCUGAUGAAGAAACUGAUACGGCUUCGAAAACUGUACAAACUUCAUUCAAUCUGAAGAUAACAAAAUUUGAUGAAGGCAAAAAAGUUGCAUUGAUCAAAGAAGUGAAAAAUCUGGUCGAAGGUCUCAAUUUAGUACAGGCAAAAAAAUUUGUCGAAUCUGUUCCACAAGUAGUCAAGAAUAAUCUAUCGAAAGAAGAAGCAGAAAAAUUGAAAACUACAUUGGAAGCUGUUGGAGCCACUUGUUCGAUUGAUUGAUUUAUUAUUGCAUAGUCCUUUUAUUUAGUUUUUCAUUUAUUUUAAUAAAAAUUUUGUAUAA
This is a messenger RNA of Dermatophagoides farinae (American house dust mite), 713 nucleotides long. It is a transcript of the gene mRpL12, whose product is annotated as mitochondrial ribosomal protein L12. Gene Ontology annotation, molecular function: mRNA binding; structural constituent of ribosome. Lineage: Eukaryota; Metazoa; Arthropoda; Arachnida; Sarcoptiformes; Pyroglyphidae. Gene Ontology annotation, biological process: translation. The record is from RefSeq and is a predicted model, not a curated record. Gene Ontology annotation, cellular component: mitochondrial large ribosomal subunit; ribosome.